Messenger RNA from Phyllostomus discolor (pale spear-nosed bat), 3520 nucleotides. RefSeq names its product alanyl aminopeptidase, membrane (gene ANPEP). Gene Ontology annotation, molecular function: peptide binding; metalloaminopeptidase activity; zinc ion binding. Gene Ontology annotation, biological process: peptide catabolic process; proteolysis. The record is from RefSeq and is a predicted model, not a curated record. The coding region runs from base 198 to 3098 and encodes 966 amino acids. The transcript has 20 exons. Gene Ontology annotation, cellular component: cytoplasm. NCBI's taxonomy places the organism in Eukaryota, Metazoa, Chordata, Mammalia, Chiroptera, Phyllostomidae.
ACUGCUGCUGGGUGUCCUCCUGGGAGCCUGGACAGAGCGCGGCCCUACCCAGCGAAGUGACCUUCGCCUCUCUGAGCCCUGGUUAAUUUUUGCCCAGUCUGAGGGCUGUGGGGCUCCUCCCCUCGGAGAUAUAAGCCUGGCCCCAGGCUGCCCUGUCUCCUGCCUGCCCAGAGCCUCCCGAGUGCCGUGCCCUCACCAUGGCCAAGGGUUUCUACAUUUCCAAGCCCCUGGGCAUCCUGGGCAUCAUCCUGGGCCUAGGGGCCGUGGCCACCAUCAUCGCCCUGUCCGUGGUGUACUCCCAGGAGAAGAACAAGAAUGCCGAGAACUCUGGGCCGGCCCCCACCAGCCCCAGCAGCACCGUGGCCACCACCUUGGACCAGAGCAAGCCGUGGAAUCGAUACCGCCUCCCCGGGACACUGGAGCCCGAGUCCUACAAGGUGAGGCUGAGGCCCUACCUCACCGCCAACAAGGACGGCCUGUACAUCUUCGAGGGCUCCAGCACUGUCCGCUUCAGAUGCAAGGAGGCCACCGACGUCAUCAUCAUCCACAGCAAGAAGCUCAAGUACGUUAAGACCCAGGAUCAGCACAUGGUGACCCUGCGGGGCGUGGACGGCGCCCCGGUCCCUGCCAUCGACAGGACGGAGCUGGUCGAGGUCACGGAGUACCUGGUGGUGCACCUGAAGGGCCAGCUGCAGCAGGGCAGCCUGUACGAGAUGGAGAGCCAGUUCGAGGGCGAGCUGGCCGACGACCUGGCCGGCUUCUACCGCAGCGAGUACAUGGACGGCGGUGUCAAAAAGGUGCUGGCCACGACGCAGAUGCAGUCGGCAGACGCCCGGAAGUCCUUCCCGUGCUUCGACGAGCCGGCCAUGAAAGCCCGGUUCAACAUCACCCUCGUCCACCCCAACAACCUCACGGCCCUGUCCAACAUGCUGCCUAAACACUCCAGCGUGCUGAAGGACGACCCCAGCUGGAACGAGACGGAGUUUGACACCACCCCUGUGAUGUCCACCUACCUGCUGGCCUACAUCGUGAGCGAGUUCACGUCCGUGGAGAAGACGGAGACCAUGGCGGCUGGCAACAACGUCCUGAUCCGGAUCUGGGCUCGGCCCAACGCGACCGCGGCAGGUCACGGUGAUUACGCCCUGAAGGUGACCGGCCCCAUCCUAAAAUUCUUUGCCGAUCACUAUGCCACGCCCUACCCCCUGGCAAAGUCCGACCAGAUCGGCCUGCCUGACUUCAACGCCGGCGCCAUGGAGAACUGGGGGCUGGUCACCUACCGGGAGAACUCCCUGCUGUUUGACCCCCAAGUGUCCUCCAGCAGCAACAAGGAGCGGGUGGUCACUGUGAUCGCCCACGAGCUGGCCCACCAGUGGUUUGGGAACCUGGUGACCGUGGCCUGGUGGAAUGACCUGUGGCUCAAUGAGGGCUUCGCCUCCUACGUGGAGUACCUGGGUGCUGACAAUGCCGAGCCCACGUGGAACCUGAAAGACAUGAUCGUGCAAAACGAGCUGUACCGUGUGAUGGCCGUGGACGCCCUGGCCUCCUCCCACCCGCUGACCACCGCCGCCGAGGAGGUCAACACUCCCGCCCAGAUCAGCGAGAUGUUCGACUCCAUCUCCUACAGCAAGGGAGCCUCUGUCCUCAGGAUGCUCUCCAGCUUCCUGACAGAGGAUCUGUUCAAGAAGGGCCUGGCGUCCUACCUCAGUGCCUUUGCCUACAAGAGUGCCACCUACCAGGACCUGUGGGUGCACCUGCAGAAGGCUGUGGACAAUCAGACGAACAUCGUGCUGCCUACAAACGUGAGCAAAAUCAUGGACCGCUGGAUCCUGCAGAUGGGCUUCCCCGUCAUCACCGUGGACACCAAGACGGGGAACGUCUCCCAGCAGCACUUCCUUCUGGACCCCCAGUCCAAGCCCACCCGCCCCUCACCAUUCAACUACCAGUGGAUCGUCCACAUCUCGUCUCUGAAAGCUGGCGUCAGGCAGAAGGACUACUGGCUGCAGGAAGCCAGCAAAGUCGAGGAACAGUUCAAGAUCGCACCCGACGACUGGGUGCUGCUGAACGUCGAUGUGACGGACUAUUACCUGGUGAAUUAUGACGAAGACAACUGGAGGAAGAUUCAGGGCCAGCUGAAGAAAAACCUGUCGGACAUCCCUGUCCUCAAUCGGGCGCAGGUCAUCCACGACAGCUUCGAUCUGGCCAGUGCCGGCAUGGUUGAUGUCACCCUGGCGCUGAACAACACCCUCUUCCUGAUCAAGGAGAAGGAAUACCUGCCCUGGCAGGCCGCCCUGAGCAGCCUGAACUACUUCAGGCUCAUGCUGGACCGCACCACCGCCUACACCCCCAUGCAGAACUACCUGAGGAAGCAGGUCACACCCCUCUUCGAGCAUUUUCGAAACGUCACCAACGACUGGACUCAGCGCCCACAAAAUCUGAUGGACCAGUACAACGAGGUGAACGCCAUCAGCACCGCCUGCUCCAAUGGGCUCCCUGGGUGCCAGAGCCUGGUGUCCGGACUUUUCCGCCAGUGGAUGGACAACCCCAGCAAUAACACAAUCCACCCCAACCUGCGGUCCACCGUCUACUGCAACGCCAUCGCCGAGGGUGGUGAGAAGGAGUGGAACUUCGCCUGGGAGCAGUUCCGAGCAGCCACGCUCGUCAACGAAGCCGACAAGCUGCGAGCGGCCCUGGCCUGCACCAAGCAGGUCUGGCUCCUGGACAGGUACCUGCGGUACACCCUGAACUCCACCCUCAUCCGGAAGCAGGACGCCACCUCCAGCAUCACCAGCAUCGCCAGCAACGUCGUGGGGCAAACUCUGGCCUGGAAUUUUGUCCAGACGAACUGGAAGAAGCUCUUUGAGGACUACGGUGGAGGCUCCUUCUCCUUCUCCAACCUCAUCCAGGCGGUCACGCGGCGCUUCUCCACUGAGGAAGAGCUGCAGGCGCUGGAGCAGUUCAAGGAGGACAACGCGGGCACAGGCUUCGGCUCGGCCACGCGGGCUCUGGAGCAGGCCCUGGAGAAGACCAGAACCAACAUCAAGUGGGUGAAGGACAAUAAGGACGUGGUGGAGCAGUGGUUCGCAAACAACAGCUUGUAGCCCUCAGUCCGUGGUCACCUGGCCCUCAUGGGAGAGGCCUCCCCGUGCAUCUGUCCCAGUGGCCCACUGUGGGGGCCCCCACUCCUGAACAAAGCCCUCAGCCAUGUUCUCUCCACUCUGUGCAUGGUGCCAACCCAGCUCCUGAUGGCCGGACGGUCCGAGCACCUCCCAGCCCCUGCCCCUCGUGCCCACAGCACUCAGGGCCCUGGGGCUGACCUCAGGGAAGCCCGGCUCUAAGGCCAGAGCAACAGAAGCCCUCAGUGGACCGUGGACGGCCUUGGGGAGCUGCCCUGCGCCCUCUCUUGCCUUCCCAUGAACACCCUGACCCUGGGGACUCCACAGGGCACCAAAUCUGUAUAUUUUUUUCUAAGAGAAAAUGUAGAUAAAGGAUUUCUAGAUGAGCUUCUGGGCUCAUUACCAAA